Messenger RNA from Lichtheimia ornata, 1047 nucleotides. RefSeq lists its product as uncharacterized. Bases 1 to 1047 code for a protein of 348 amino acids. Lineage: Eukaryota; Fungi; Mucoromycota; Mucoromycetes; Mucorales; Lichtheimiaceae. The record is from RefSeq and is a predicted model, not a curated record. The transcript has 2 exons.
AUGAGCCAUCCAGAACCAUCAACCUCCCAAGCACACCAUGUACCCCCACCUUUCAAAUCACAAAUGCCAAAAACCAAGUAUUCCAAGUCAUCGAAUGCUCAACUUGUCACCGCUCGAGACCAACUAAUCGACAUUAUGGCUAUUCAAGUAAACCAUCAAGCAAAUGUUACCCGGCAUAUGCAAGCUUUUCAGGAAGAAAUCUCCCGUCUUUGGGGCCACAUGAUUGAAAUGCAUGAUAAACCACGUCGGCUACAAGACAUUAUUAUGGAUUUUGUAAUGAUGGUGUCAAGUUUUAUCCAACUACUCUUGGAGCAUAUCAAGGAUCGAUUGGGAUUGAAGCACAUGGUGGGAGCACACAAGGACGAUGUUCAGCGUGUCGCACUGCUGAUUUUGCAGGAUGCGGAAGAGUUGCUUGAUAUGAUUAAGGAUUUCCGAAUGGCUGAAGACAACGAUUUGGGUUACAAGCUCGAUAUGUACCUCGACAACAAAGCAUCCAGUGACAUGAAGCAAUUUGCUAUACCACCAAUGUCAGAAAAGAAAAAAGGAAAACAGCCGGCUAAACCACCCAGGGCAAAAUCGGCAAAGAAAACAGGGAGUAGUACUUCAUCCACGUCCAUGUUGGAAAAAGAAAAAUGGAAGCAGCCGACUAUGCCACCUCUUCCUUCGAACGUCUUUUUGGAGUGCAAGUCAUCCAAGAUGCCUACGAACCAGCAGGAGCUCAAGGAAUACCUAAGGCAGAAACUUGAACCUUUACCUGCAGAGGAACGAGUCAUGGCCAUUCUCGAACUACCAUUGAAAGCGAUUGAUAUUUUACUUUCCAAAGAUGACAAUGCCUCGGCUGACGGCGGCAGCAAACCUGAAAAUAAGAACACUCAAACCGAGCAGGAUACAUCUACUACCACUAGCCAAGAACAACCAGGCAACGAGUCCCAUGAGCUUGGAUCCCAGCCUUCGUCACAAGUCAUGUCGCAAAGUGCAAGUGCAAGUCAAGCUGCUGGCAAUGAUCAUGAACAAGACCCGAUCCCAGAAGAUUUCAAGGGCGAGUGA